AUGGGAAUAAUGGAAAUGCUCAACUUGGCGCGGGUGCCCUCCAUCCUCAUGCUCGGGGUGGUUUACGUGGCCUACGUGCUGAUCGGUGGGGUGGUUUUCUGGAAGUUGGAGGGAGAUCUCGGACAGAAGGACAUCGGUCUUUUGCGGCUUCAGAAAAAGACGCUGCUGACGACAUACACCUGCCUGAACCAAAAAGGCCUGGAGGAAGUAGCUCAGGUUGUUCAAGAUGCGUCCAAGGUGGGCCUAAGUUUGAAAGGCAACUAUACCACGGACGGCUUCUGGAAGUUCACCAGCUCAGCUGUGUUUGCUGCCACUGUGGUCACAACUAUAGGUUAUGGCAACAUGAGUCCAAACUCUACUGCCGGCCAGAUCUUCUGUGUGUUCUUCGCACUAUUUGGUAUCCCGCUCAACUUGGUGGUACUCAACAGGGUGGGCAAGUACAUGCUUGCUUUAGAGAGGAACAUCUCCGACUUCUUUGAGGGGAAGACCAAACGAAGGAGGUGUACCCGCUUUUUUGUCCACCUGGUGUCUUACCUGUCUGGAUCAUUGCUCUUCUUUGUUAUGCCCAUGAUUGUGUUCCAACUGCAUGAAGGCUGGACCUUCUCCCAGACCAUCUACUACUGCUUCAUCACCCUCAGCACCAUCGGCUUUGGAGACUAUGUGGCAGACAAUAAUCCAGACAAAGUUUACCCAGAGUGGUACAGCGUCCUCAUGGCCUCGUGGAUCUUCUUCGGCCUGGCCUGGCUCGCCCUCAUCAUCAACCACUCCAUUGACAUCCUGGAGCGGCUCAACACCUACUUCAAACUGCAGUGGAGUGGAGAGAAGCUGGAGGAAGAGUCUGGCAGUGCAGAGGGAGACACACCAGACACACAGGUGGAGGAGGAAGACGAGAACAAGAAGCCUCCAAUAACUCAGUAA
This is a messenger RNA of Cottoperca gobio, 918 nucleotides long. Its product is annotated as potassium channel subfamily K member 17-like. NCBI's taxonomy places the organism in Eukaryota, Metazoa, Chordata, Actinopteri, Perciformes, Bovichtidae. Gene Ontology annotation, biological process: potassium ion transmembrane transport; stabilization of membrane potential. Gene Ontology annotation, cellular component: plasma membrane. Bases 1 to 918 code for a protein of 305 amino acids. The transcript is spliced from 5 exons. The record is from RefSeq and is a predicted model, not a curated record. Gene Ontology annotation, molecular function: outward rectifier potassium channel activity; potassium ion leak channel activity.